This is a messenger RNA of Ornithodoros turicata, 747 nucleotides long. RefSeq names its product THAP domain-containing protein 2-like. The record is from RefSeq and is a predicted model, not a curated record. The transcript is spliced from 3 exons. NCBI's taxonomy places the organism in Eukaryota, Metazoa, Arthropoda, Arachnida, Ixodida, Argasidae. Bases 1 to 747 code for a protein of 248 amino acids.
AUGACUAUGGCCUGGGGCAGGCAGAACACAUUCCCCUGUGGACGUCUGAAAGAUGAUGUCUUGAUGGCAAGGUUCCCUCACAGUCGGCCAGCCGUGCUGAAGAAGUGGGUGCAGAAGAUGCAUCGCAAAAAUUGGGCCCCAUCUAAAUCUUCGGUGCUCUGCAGCAGACACUUUCAGGAGGCCUGUUUCGAUCGUACAGGGCAAACUGCGCGACUCAAGAGUGAUGCUGUGCCUACAAAGUUUGACUUUCCACAGCACCUCCUGAAAAGGGUACAGCCAAGAAAACCACCUCCAACAAGACAUAACAUAGAGGUAGAGCAGGACGUCAACCAUGAGAUUUCAGAGCCAGGACCAUCGUGGGCUGCAGGUCCAGGGGUCUUGUCACCUCAGCAGGUCCGAUCCUCACAUAACCUUGCUGCUGACCACACAUACACAGUGCAAAAGAGUCCACGGACCUUAAAAAGGAAGAUAGACAUCACAGUUGAAGCACUGGACAACGUGAAGAAGAAGCUGAAACGCUCUGAAGAAAAUGCCCGAAGACUGAAGAAAAAGGUACUCACUGCGGAGAGUGUUAUAGAAGAUCUCGAGAAGAAAUCUCUCGUAUCAAGUCAAUGCACUGACAUGCUUCGUGGCACCUUGUCUGAUGUGCAGCUAGAUUUAGUACUGCACACCCUACAGAACAAAGCUGGAAAAGUAAGCAGAGAGCAGUAUUCCCAGUCACUGCGUAGCUUUGCGCUCACUCUCUAG